Messenger RNA from Heterobilharzia americana, 288 nucleotides. The record is from the annotation of a GenBank genome assembly. Lineage: Eukaryota; Metazoa; Platyhelminthes; Trematoda; Strigeidida; Schistosomatidae.
AUGUAUGACUGGAACCAAUCACACUCUACCCAAGCUUUGCCUAAAUUUUUCGCUUCAUUUUAUCAUGAAAACAAUAUUCCAGUUGGGUGUAAAUUAAAUGGAUUAUCUUUUGAGAAAACGGAUAAUAUGGCCCGUCUUCUAGUGCUGUGUUUCAGUCUAUUAAUCUCUGUGCAUAAUUUAGUAACGAAGCAAAUUCAGGAAGAUAAUGAUUGGUCCAUGAUUAUGGAAGUUGAAGUAGAGGAUCCGGUCUUCAACAGUUCCAAUUCUGUCAACACAAACAUAUACUGA